This is a messenger RNA of Zygosaccharomyces rouxii, 537 nucleotides long. RefSeq names its product MARVEL domain-containing protein. The coding region runs from base 1 to 537 and encodes 178 amino acids. Lineage: Eukaryota; Fungi; Ascomycota; Saccharomycetes; Saccharomycetales; Saccharomycetaceae. Gene Ontology annotation, biological process: eisosome assembly; protein localization to plasma membrane. The transcript has a single exon. Gene Ontology annotation, cellular component: eisosome; plasma membrane. The record is from RefSeq and is a predicted model, not a curated record.
AUGUUAGCUCUAACUGACAACAUCCUACGUGCAGUGAAUUUCUGCUUUUUCGUCAUUCUAUUGGGUCUAGUUGGUAAACUUAUCCAGAGUGAGAAACAUGGCCACAACUCAAGAGUGAACUUCUGUAUGUUUGCUGCUGCCUUCGGUAUCGUUGCAGACUCUUUCUACGGUAUUUUGGCCAACAUCUUUGUUCCAUUUGCUUUCCCAGUUAUUUUGUUCAUCUUAGACUUUUUGAACUUCGUUUUCACUUUUACCGCUGCUACUGCUCUAGCUGUUGGUAUCAGGACUCACAGCUGUACAAACAGACACUACUUGGACUCUAACAAAAUCACUCAAGGUUCUACUUCUAGAUGUAGAGAAGCACAAGCAGUUGUUGCAUUCUUCUACUUUGCAUUCUUCAUCUUUUUGUUCAAGAUGGUUAUGAGCUUCUUGAGUCUAUUGAGUAACGGUGCCUUUGGUUCAAGCUCUGGUUUCAGCUCAAGAAGAAGAAGAACUCAGCAAGCAAACGUUGGUGUUCCUACAAUCUCUCAAGUAUAA